AUGGAGCCUCUUGCCAGGCACUUACAAAAACUUGUCCUGUCUGCUGUGCCACUUCUAAACAAUCUUUUAUCAUUGGCAGAUGAUAUAAGUGAGCCUGAUACCAAACAGGGGUCAGAUACAGUUUCAGGAAACUGUCGUAUCCUUCUUCACGUCAUUAAUAAUAGAAAGAGCAUGCACAGUCAGGAAGCAGGAGCUGGGGCUGUUUUCAUUAUUACACUACAGCACAGAAACAUGGACCUCUCCGUUUUGCCAAACAACAACCAUCCUGAUAAAUUCCUGCAACUGGAGGUUAAAUCUUUAGUGAAAAACUCUGCCUUUCUGUCAGCCAAAUGGGCAAAAUUCCCAGAAGCAGCUUUGCCUGGAGUGCAGCGGUGGCACAACAGGAUCUAUUUACAGAGAGAAAAGACAGCUGUCACUGAGCUGCCAGGCUUAGACUUGAACAGGGAUAGUCAAGAAAUAAUAGAUAAAUCCCUGGGGAAACACAUUACUCCCAUCACCCUGAAAUCCACAAUCAAGAGCAACCCAUUGUAUAGUGAUAGCCACGUGGAUGAUGACUGGGAGGAGAAGAAAAAGACCCCUUCCUGGACUGUGCAAGACUAUGACAGACAGUCACUGCACUCUAACUUGGCCAGCCACAUAAAGGAAAAUCCUAAUGAUCUACAGUUCUGGAUGGGGGAUAUUUAUACUCCUGGGUAUGAUACCUUGUUAAAAAAGGAGAAAGAGAAAAAGCAUUCAAAAUAUUGCCGAAUCAUUCUGCUCAUGGUACUAGCCAUUUGCAUCCUAAUUACCGUAAUCACACUUAGUGUUUUACUUACUUAA
Molecule: messenger RNA, 819 nt
Organism: Cyanistes caeruleus (blue tit)
Lineage: Eukaryota; Metazoa; Chordata; Aves; Passeriformes; Paridae
Source: RefSeq, a predicted model, not a curated record